AUCAGUCCAGCUUUUACUGUCUGGAAAUGACCUGCUCAGACUCUGUCAGACUGGUGGACGGGACUGGUCUGUGUUCAGGCAGACUGGAGGUGAGGUCUGACCAGCGCUGGUCCCCAGUGUGUGAGGAGGACUUGGACCUGCAGGGUGCUCAGGUGGUCUGCAGGGAGCUGGACUGUGGGGCUCCUUCAGUCUUCAAGGGGGGAAUGUUUGGAGGAGUGGAGGCUCCGUUCUGGACUAAGAAGUUCCAGUGUGAAGGCCACGAGUCUGCUCUCCUGGACUGUCCAGACUCAGGGUUGACUGGAAACACCUGUCCAGCUGCUACAGCUGUUGGCCUCACCUGCUCAGACCCUGAUGAUGAAGUCCGGUUGGUGGGAGGAUCCAGCACCUGCUCUGGUAGACUAGAGAUCAAAUACCAAGGAGAGUGGAGACCAGCAGAUCCCCUGUACCCUUCCUGGACUCUAAAGGUCACAGCUGUGAUUUGUAGAAGACUGGACUGUGGCUCUGCUGUUUCAUCUAGACAGAUAGAGAAAUCCACUUACAGACCUGUGUGGGAGAUCGACCCUGACUGUGUAGAGUCUAAAUCUACAUUAAAGGAAUGUGUGACAACAGGGGAUCGACUCUGUCAGACUGGUGGACGGACUGGUCUGUGUUCAGGCAGACUGGAGGUGAGGUCUGACCAGCGCUGGUCCCCAGUGUGUGAGGAGGACUUGGACCUGCAGGGUGCUCAGGUGGUCUGCAGGGAGCUGGACUGUGGGGCUCCUUCAGUCUUCAAGGGGGGAAUGUUUGGAGGAGUGGAGGCUCCGUUCUGGACUAAGAAGUUCCAGUGUGAAGGCCACGAGUCUGCUCUCCUGGACUGUCCAGACUCAGGGUUGACUGGAAACACCUGUCCAGCUGCUACAGCUGUUGGCCUCACCUGCUCAGACCCUGAUGAUGAAGUCCGGUUGGUGGGAGGAUCCAGCACCUGCUCUGGUAGACUAGAGAUCAAAUACCAUGGACAGUGGAGACCAGUGGAACCUCAGUACUCUUCCUGGACUCUAAAGGGUUCAGCUGUGAUUUGUCGAAGACUGGACUGUGGCUCUACUGUUUCAUCUAGAGAGAUAGAGGAAUCCUCUCGCAGACCUGUGUGGUGGAUCAACCGUGGUUGUUUAGAGUCUAGAUCUACAUUAAAGGAGUGUGUGAGCACAGAGGGUCGGUCCAGGUCUUCUGGUCUAGAAAUGACCUGCUCAGACUCUGUCAGACUGGUGGACGGGACUGGUCUGUGUUCAGGCAGACUGGAGGUGAGGUCUGACCAGCGCUGGUCCCCAGUGUGUGAGGAGGACUUGGACCUGCAGGGUGCUCAGGUGGUCUGCAGGGAGCUGGACUGUGGGGCUCCUUCAGUCUUCAAGGGGGGAAUGUUUGGAGGAGUGGAGGCUCCGUUCUGGACUAAGAAGUUCCAGUGUGAAGGCCACGAGUCUGCUCUCCUGGACUGUCCAGACUCAGGGUUGACUGGAAACACCUGUCCAGCUGCUACAGCUGUUGGCCUCACCUGCUCAGACCCUGAUGAAGUCCGGUUGGUGGGAGGAUCCAGCACCUGCUCUGGUAGACUAGAGAUCAAACACCAUGGAGAGUGGAGACCACUGGAUCCUCAGUACUCUUCCUGGACUCUAAAGGGUUCAGCUGUGAUUUGUCAAAGACUGGACUGUGGCUCUGCUGUUUCAUCUAGAUGGAUAAAGGAAUCCUCUGACAGACCUGUGUGGAGGAUCACCCCUGACUGUGUAGAGUCUAGAUCUACAUUAAAGGAAUGUGUGACAACAGGGGAUCCAUCCAGCUAUGAUGGUCUAGAAAUGACCUGCUCAGACUCUGUCAGACUGGUGGACGGGACUGGUCUGUGUUCAGGCAGACUGGAGGUGAGGUCUGACCAGCGCUGGUCCCCAGUGUGUGAGGAGGACUUGGACCUGCAGGGUGCUCAGGUGGUCUGCAGGGAGCUGGGCUGUGGGGCUCCUUCAGUCUUCAAGGGGGGAAUGUUUGGAGGAGGGGAGGCUCCGUUCUGGACUAAGAAGUUCCAGUGUGAAGGCUACGAGUCUGCUCUCCUGGACUGUGGAGGAUCUGGCUCAGGUAGAAACACCUGCUCACCUGGUAAAGCUGUUGGACUCUCCUGUGAAAAUCCAGAUUAUAUCAGGUUGGUGGGAGAGCCCAGCCGGUGUGCAGGAACACUGGAGAUGAAACUCAAAGAAGAGUGGAGACCUUUGGCAGAGAAGGAAUCUGACUGGGACCAGAGGUCUGCAGCUGUAGUCUGUACAAUCCUGAAAUGUGGUUCUGCUGUUUCAACAAGAGUGGAACAUGAUGAUGAAAGACCGGUGUGGGGGAUCAGAGGUUCCUGUGUCCAGACAACGUCUUCUCUGUUCCAGUGUGUAGAUCAUGAAUCUGGUUACACCAGCAGGGGCCUUGAGGUGAUCUGCUCAGAUUUGCUUGAAAAGCCAAACAUCACCUUCUCCUUCUCCACUGACGGGGUCUCCGAGGCCACGCCGCAGGGCUACCAGGCCCUCAUUGGCACUAGCUUCAACAUCACGUGCUCCAUCAGACCUCAGUAUGAAGGAGGAGAUUUCCAGCUCAUCUUCUCUGACUCCAUCACAACACAGAGCUACACCCAGACAGCUGUCAACCAUGCUGCCCACUUCCUGUUUCCUCCUGCAGACCAGAGCCACGGAGGCCAGUACAGCUGUGUUUAUCACCUCCAUGUUUUCUCCCAGACCUUCUCCUCAGAGAGCCAGACUGUCUCUCUCACUGUUGGAGACCCUCUGAGAGACCUGAUCAUCAGAUGUGUGGUCCUGAUUGGUGGUCUGCUGACGAUCAUCACUGCCCUCUACUGCUGCUAUAAGGUCAAAACCAAGCAGCAACCUCCGGUCCUGAAUAAUGAAGUCAACGUGGAAAUGCAAAUACUUUCAACACCGCAAGAGUCCACUUGAGGCUGGCUGCAGGAACAGUCCAGUCUGGACUCCAGUUAAACAGCUGGUUUUUAC
Messenger RNA from Cheilinus undulatus (humphead wrasse), 2999 nucleotides. Its product is annotated as scavenger receptor cysteine-rich type 1 protein M130-like. The transcript has 12 exons. The coding region runs from base 27 to 2945 and encodes 972 amino acids. The record is from RefSeq and is a predicted model, not a curated record. Gene Ontology annotation, cellular component: membrane. NCBI's taxonomy places the organism in Eukaryota, Metazoa, Chordata, Actinopteri, Labriformes, Labridae.